AUGAUUCCUCGAGAGCACGCCAUCGCCCCUGUCAUUAUUUCCACAGAUAAAACGCAACUCACACAGUUCUCCGGUAACAAAGCGGCGUACCCGGUGUACCUCACCCUGGGCAACAUACCUAGAGUGAUCCGCCGCAAACCGACCGAACACGCCUGUAUCCUCCUGGGAUAUCUGCCUGUCACCAAAAUUGGCAAGGCGCAGCUCGGCAAGCGUGAACGGAAAGCGAGGGGCCAGAGACUCUUUCACGCGGCAAUGCGUAUCAUUCUGCAACCUCUUGUGCAAGCCGGCUUGGACGGCAUCGAGGUCACCGGCGGUGACGGCUCCGUCCGCCACGUUCACCCCAUCCUCGCUUCGUACGUCGCAGACUACCCUGAGCAGUGUCUGGUAACCUGUUCGAAGUACGGUACGUGCCCGAAGUGCCUAUGCCCUGCAGACAAGUUGCAAGACGAUGUCGCCAAGGAACCACGAACCCCCGAGGAGACGGAACGCAUCAUCCGGGAGGCACGAGAAGGAAACACCGCCGCCGCCGCCGACGCCCUGUGUAUGGAACAGGAGGUCUGCGGCGGUGUGAAGACGCCGUUCUGGAUGGACCUGCCGUACACUGAUAUCCACAUGUCCAUCACCCCGGACGUGUUGCAUCAGCUGUACCAGGGGGUGUUCAAGCACCUGGUCUCGUGGUGCCAGGACCUUCUCAGCCCUGAGGAACUAGACAACCGUCUCCGGUGUCUACCAGGCGCUUACGGCAUCCGGCACUUCAAAAACGGGAUCUCGUCGCUGGCCCAGGUGUCGGGCAAGGAAAGAAAAGAGAUGGCCCGCGUACUCCUUGCUUGUCUUGUGGGAAAGAUACCCAAGGGCGUCAUGCUCACCUUCCGUUCCAUCCUAGACUUCAUCUAUCUCGCGCAGUACCCGACUCACGACGACACCACUCUAGGGUAUAUGACCGACGCUCUGAAGACGUACCACAAGAAUAAAGACGUCUUGAUCAAGCUUGGAAUCCGCGACAACUUGAACAUCCCGAAAUUUCACUCACUCCUGCAUUACGCCGACUCCAUCCGUCAGUUCGGAACCACGGACAACUACAACACGGAGAUGUUCGAACGUCUCCACAUCGACUUCGCCAAAAAGGCAUGGCGCGCCUCGAAUCACCGGGACGAGUUCCCUCAAAUGAUGAAAUGGAUCACACGGCGAGAGAAGAUGGCGGCAUACGAGGCCUUUCAAAAGGAGUGCCAGGCGGAGGAGGUAGCUGAGGACUUGGACGGUGAGCCUGAGGAAGCCGCCUGUCAUCCAGAAGAGGUCGUCGACGUUGGGAACGCCAUCAAGAUAGCUAAGUAUCCUCCAGCCCCUCAGCAAAAUCUGGCUCGUAUCCAGGAGCAGCACAAAGCUCCUGGAUUCUCAAAUGCCUUGGUCGCCUUCAUCAACGACAUACAGCCACCGGAACUUCGCCUGGGUCGAACAGAUAUCGCACUAACGUGGCUACCGUUCGACCGAGUGGACGUGUUCCAUAAAUUCCGCUUCAGUCCGUUCUCACUGUCGGACGGUAAGGUGGAGGAAGAUGCUGUAAAGGCCAUUCCGGGAUCCGUUGUUAAAGGCCGGAAAGCACGCUAUGACACCGUGAUUGUCCUCGAGAAUGGGGAGGCGGAGUCCACAGGUGUUAGAGGUACAAGAGCCGGGAGAGUAAAGGUUAUAUUCAAGCUGCCUGAGAAGCUCCCGGCUCGCCAAGGCGGCGGACCUUCACCCGCAUGGUGGCCCAAAGAACCACUUGCGUACGUCGAGUGGUACACAAGAUUCGCAGGUGCCGCCGAUCCCGUUCACCUCAUGUACACGCUAAAUCGACCACCGCUAAGAUCUGACGGGCUCCCUCCGGGCAACAUCAUUCCCCUCUCACACAUACCCACGCGCAGCGUGGAGCAAGGGAAUAAGAGGGCUCGGAUGCAAGCUCUGGUAGCGGUGGACUCGCUGGAUCCUCCAGCCACGCUGAGCGGAUGGGUUCUCUUGGGGUCGAUACUGGAGAGUCACGUCGGAGUUUUCAUACCGAGGUGUUUGCAGGGGCCGUCCGUGAAAGUUGUUGUGGAAACUCUGGUGUUUGCUUUGGAUGCAUAUCCUCCUUUGUCGCUCCCUCUAAUAUGGGAGAUACACGGGGAUGAAAUAGAAAUCUCGCUCAGUCAACCCGUCAUGAUACAGCUCUUCCGCGGGCUAAACGUGUGGAAGAGCCAUCGGGGACCACUCGGAAUGACUUUCGAUUUCUUCCACGUCCCCGCCAACAAGUUCAUCCCUGCGUGUCUGCGUCCCCAAGUACCCUUUCGCCUCGCCUUCCCUCUCCAGUACACGCCUGUCUUCAAAGACUCAGCGGUAUCUAUCACCGUGCAUGCCGACAAAUACGCUGGUGGCCAGAGGCCUAUGCCUCCCAUGUGCUCCAUGAAGGCCGAAUUCUUGGACUUCGACUUUGUCUGUCCUGUGGACUUGCCGCAGCCCCGCAAAUGUCUUAAGGCCAAGUGGAGAAUCGAGCACCGUGGCAGCCCCCAAGGAACUGUUGCGGUGCGACCUCUCAUGGGCGAAGACGGGUGUACAGUGGAGAACCUCGUGACGCUCGACCCAGACCCGGACUUGGACUCGGACUUGAAUUCGGACAGAUCAGAGGCGGUAAAUGGUGUGGUUGCAACGGCUGUUGCUUAUGGCGUAGAGGAACUGGACGCAGUGGAGAUCUGGGAGAUUCUCCCAGGAGGCAAGGAGAUCCCAUACGUCGAGGGCGAGAGGGCCGCUGAGGAGUUUCAGCGUUCGGAGGUGGAGGUCUGGGAGAUCAGGCCCAACGGCUUUCUUGUUCCCUGUAUUUAUCUCUUUCAACUGCUUGGGUUUGCUCAAAUUCGCUUUUACCUGUGUUGCUCGCCACUUCCCCUCCCAUUCUUCACUAUGGCUGGCAUCUACAUCGAUCGGAGAGUCCUCCCCAUCAUUGCUACCCACAGAGCUCCUACCAUCAGCUCCGUGGAGUACUUUGGAGCCACCCAGCUAUGCCCCUUCAAGACCGGUCUAGCUCACAUUACCGUCAUGUGCCUGGACAGGGCACACAUAGGAGAAUUAUAUGACUAUUGUUCGAUGUACGGACCGGACGCUUGCACCAUGCACCAGACCGAUCAUGUCAUGCAGCCGACGGAUGAGGAGCGGCGCCUCAUUCUCGAGGACGUCGACGCAACGAGGCAGACGGACGACCCGAUUAGGCUGGGAGGGUGGGUGUUUCUGGGGGCGGUCGCGCAGUUCUACGCCGACCAGGUGCGAGUCCCCCCUCUGUUGCGGGUGCGUGAGGAUGGACAGCUACCGAGGGUUGCGGUAGUGGAGACAUUGUUCUUCAUAAAGAACGCCUCUUCGCCCAUCAGCAUCCCACUCCUCUGCGAGAUAGGCCCGUUCGGGCUGCAGAUCGAAAUACCCGGUCCAGCCCACCAACCGCUCAUGCAGCAGGUGUUUCCGGGCCUAAAUCCGUGGAAGGAUUCGGAGGAACGCCACAGCUCCUUGGGCGUGACCGGAUUCGACCUCUACGAUGUCGACCAGGAGACGUUCUACCUGACGAUCUUGAGAGGGAACGUCCCCAUACGCUUCAAUUUGCCCCUCCAGCAGAUGCCAAUCUUCAAGCUCUCCCAUGUGGGCACGACGCCCAAGGUUUACAGCUACGCCCACGGUAUCUACCCUGACAUCAAACCGCUGUGCUCCAUGAAGCGUCAGUUCAUGGACCUGGAGUACGUCUGGCCCCAGCUUCCCCUUCCACGCGCGUACAUGGAGGCGCAAUGGAGUGUCGUUAAUGCCGGACCCCUCGGAAUCGUGGCCCAGCGCCCUGCCUUGGACGAACCCGGCUGCACGGUCGUAGUACCUCAGAAUUGGCCGGUGGCGGAUGAUCACGCUGACGAGAACAGCGGCAGCAAUGAUGCGGGGGAGGAAGCGAUGGAGACGGACGAUCCAAUGGGAUACUUUGACUGGAACGACGAGGGGUUCAAGUUCAUUGGGCAAGAGGAUUUCUAG
Messenger RNA from Fomitopsis serialis, 4005 nucleotides. RefSeq lists its product as uncharacterized. Bases 1 to 4005 code for a protein of 1334 amino acids. The record is from RefSeq and is a predicted model, not a curated record. Lineage: Eukaryota; Fungi; Basidiomycota; Agaricomycetes; Polyporales; Fomitopsidaceae. The transcript is spliced from 7 exons.